AUGUUGAGAAAUGACACCUCCAGCAGGAGAUUUCGCGCCUACGCCUUCAAGGUCCUCGUGCGCACUGGCUCGAGCGUGAACGAUUUAAGCCGAGAAUCGGACAAAAUCCGACUGGUUCACAACGAAACUGUUGUUUCUUUGAUCAACUCAGAUAGCCUCUCCAGCCCCACCCGCCUCAGCCUCAGCCUGUCAGACGGUGAGGACCAGCUGGACCGGCUGCAGCAGGUGGAGCUGGCGCGCAGUGCCCCCAUGUCUCUCUGGAAGGCCGGGACGGUGCAGGCCUGGCUGGAGGUCAUCAUGGCCAUGCCCAUGUACAUCCGGGCCUGCUCCGAGAACGUCAAGAGCGGCAAGGUGCUGCUGGGAUUGACGGACGAGGAUCUGGAAAUGGGGCUGGGCGUCAGCAGCUCCAUGCAUCGCAGGAAGCUCCGCCUCGCCAUCGAGGAUUACCGCGACGCCGAGGGGGGGCGGGGGCUGUCCAAGGCCGCAGACAUGGACCAUCACUGGGUGGCCAAGGCCUGGCUGAGCGACGUGGGCCUGCCCCAGUACUCCCAGGCCUUCCACAACCACCUGGUGGACGGGCGGAUGCUGAACUCGCUGACGCGCCGGGACCUGGAGCGCUACCUCAGCGUCUCCAAGAAGAGCCACCAGAUCAGCCUGCUGCUCGGCAUCGAGCUGCUGCACUCCCUCAGCUUCGACAAGGAGGCCCUGCAGGCCCGGCGGACGCACAGUGAGCACCAGAACCUGGACCCCUUGGUGUGGACCAACCACCGGGUCAUGAAGUGGGUCCGAGACAUUGACCUGAAGGAGUUUGCCGACAACCUUCAGAACAGCGGGGUCCACGGGGCCGUGAUGGUUCUGGAUCCGUCCUUCAACACCGACGCCAUGGCAACUGCCCUGGGUAUCCCCGGCAACAAGCACAUGAUUCGCCGACACCUCAGUGAGGAAAUGAAAGCCCUCAUCGGCUCUGCCAGGACGAGUCUGCAGCAGGACUCUGAGAGGCUGGGCACCCCCACUCUCAUGAGGCAAAGUUCCCUGGGACGCCUCCCUGGCUCCACCCCCCGCGCCCCGGAGGAUGAGGGGUCGCUACGGCGACGCGCCAUCAAGCCUCCCUUAGGGUUCAGCCCCAAGAUCCACGGCGGGCAGGAGCUGGGUUUCCAUGGCAGCUGCAGCUCCCUGCCGAGAGAGAGCCGCGAUGAUGUCACGUCCAGGGCUGACUCCAGCCCCAUACACAGCUACUCUGGCAUUGAGGUCACCAAUGUCUGAGCGGGAGGAUGCUGGCAGUAGGAGAACUACAAAUAUGCUGAGAGUCAUGGGAGUUGUAGUUUAUUGGAGGGAAGAGCCUUCAGUAGUUGAUGAGAAUGCACUUGGCUGUUUUCUUUCGUGUCAGUCCAGUCCAGAGGGGAGGCCUAUACCAUAGCUCUCUCUGACCUUUGACACAGGAAGGUUUUUUUGUUUUGUUUUUUUUUUUUUGUGAAAAGGGGAGUCCUGUGGAACGCUGCUGUCUGGAAAUGUCAAAAUGCGGAAGCUUUUAUUUUUCUAUUUGUGUGUUUGCUGUACUGUUUUAAACAGAGAGAGAGGCUGGGCAGAGUGUGAGCUCCCCUGAGCCAAAAAGACGGGAGAGCACGUGCUCGGAAAUGGAUGUUUGGGAUGUCUGAGGAGGAAUGUCUGGAAAGGACUAAAAAGUAGCACAUUCUAAUAACACUGAGGAUGGGUAAUUAAGGAAUUUUCUAUUUUAUUAAAGACAUUUUUCUUUAGCUGUUGUUGUUUCGAUAAAUAAUUUUCUCUCUUCUGUUUGACUGCUUCGAGCUGCCUUGUGAACCUGACUGAUGAGGAUGUCACUGAAAUUAUUGAUAAUGUUAAUCUCAAAUGUCUUAUUGAUGGAGGACAUGUCUAAUACCAUUUUUUCAGUUUCUGUUUUUACACAUUUGUUUGUAAAAAAAGAAAAAAAAAGAAAAGAAUAAUGCAUUUCACAUUGCAAUAAAGAUAAUCCUGUCAUUCAUCAUACAGAUUAUUUUUUAAGAACAGGCUGUCUGAAUUUAAUAUAGAUAUGUUUUCCAUGGCCAAAAUAACUGAGUUGAGAUGAAAGCAUAAAUAUAUUUGAUAAGAUUAAUAAAGCUGACUGGAAACUCAUAAGUAUUCGUAGGAAUACUAGUUUUUCACACUCAGUCACGGUCCCGUGGGCUGUCUGAAUGGCACACAUAUUUUGGGUUAUGGGUGUGGUUAGGCUGGUUCUGCUCCGUUCGUGGUUUGCCCCACCACACCACACCCCGCCCUACUCCAUUCAAAUGGUCUCCUUGCCUUUCUGCUCAGUGAAAACGAGUGCAGUCCUGGACCUGAUUAAAAUGGUGGCAAAAUAGAUUUCUACAGGAGACAGACAACAGUGUGUUCUUCAAAUGAAGAUGACCUCCGCACCUAACAACCCCCCCCCACCUAUCUCAAAUCUGUUUGCAGCAACCCAAGACUCCAUACCCAAUGGUCCAUCUCAUUUUCUAAUAAACGUGGUUAAACAUUA
Molecule: messenger RNA, 2512 nt
Organism: Conger conger (European conger)
Lineage: Eukaryota; Metazoa; Chordata; Actinopteri; Anguilliformes; Congridae
Product: kazrin-A-like
Exons: 9
Coding region: 1-1263 (420 amino acids)
Molecular function (GO): protein binding
Source: RefSeq, a predicted model, not a curated record